AUGUACGGAGCGAGUGGGAGCGGAGGGGGAGGCGACGAUGAGCUGAGCUUGCCACGCGCUACUGUACAAAAAAUCAUCGCAGAGCUCAUCCCAGCGGACAUGUCGUGUGCGCGCGAAACAAGAGACCUGGUCAUCGAAUGCUGCGUAGAAUUCAUCCACCUUCUCAGCAGCGAAUCCAACGACGUGUGCGAGCGCGCCAGCAAAAAGACCAUUGCUCCUGAGCACGUUGUCGCCGCUCUCAAGGACCUCGGCUUCGAAGCAUACACGGCAGAGAUCGCAGAAAUUCUUGAAGAGCACAAAGUGCAACUCAAGGAUCGUGAGCGCAAGACGGGCAAGAUGGAAAAGUCGGGUCUGUCCAUGGAGGAGUUGGAGCGGCAGCAGCAGCUGCUCUUUGCUGCUAGCGCUGCGCGAUAUGACCCUUCCUCCCACUGA
Messenger RNA from Ceraceosorus guamensis, 432 nucleotides. RefSeq names its product histone-fold-containing protein. The coding region runs from base 1 to 432 and encodes 143 amino acids. Gene Ontology annotation, molecular function: TBP-class protein binding; protein heterodimerization activity; general transcription initiation factor activity. Gene Ontology annotation, cellular component: negative cofactor 2 complex. The transcript is spliced from 5 exons. The record is from RefSeq and is a predicted model, not a curated record. Gene Ontology annotation, biological process: positive regulation of transcription by RNA polymerase II; negative regulation of transcription by RNA polymerase II; chromatin remodeling. NCBI's taxonomy places the organism in Eukaryota, Fungi, Basidiomycota, Exobasidiomycetes, Ceraceosorales, Ceraceosoraceae.